This is a messenger RNA of Venturia canescens, 2080 nucleotides long. RefSeq lists its product as uncharacterized. The record is from RefSeq and is a predicted model, not a curated record. The transcript has 2 exons. Gene Ontology annotation, cellular component: nucleus. Lineage: Eukaryota; Metazoa; Arthropoda; Insecta; Hymenoptera; Ichneumonidae. The coding region runs from base 143 to 1387 and encodes 414 amino acids.
UGCUCUGCAACAUAUCCGAUAUUAUUUACUAUAUGGAGUAAUUCAAGCUUUUAAUAAUAAACGGUGAAAGGGUGUAAAAUCAACGACCUAAAGCUGGAGAAAACGAUCAAAGGAAUUGCACGGAUUGGCGGAAAAAAGCAGCAUGACUGCUAUAUGGGCAAUUAUUCAUUCGUCCGUGCGAGGUUAUCGUACGUUUCGUGGGAGACCUAAAUCCAGCUGGGAAUCAGUGUUGGGUGAAAAAUUGAUGCCAGAAAGUGUCCCUCAAAAUGCAAAUGUAAUUAAUGACGAGGAAUACGAUUUUGAUUCAUAUGAAUCAAAUUUUGCAAUUAUUGGUGAAUUUCACAAAAUUCAUGAAAAAGAAAUUGCGAUUCAGAAGAAAAAGAUCUACACCCACAUUACCAAACAAAAAUAUUUCAAAAACAAAGAACCAAUUUUGUUAACCUGGGAAGAGAUGAAACAAAUCCGUCUUUUGCAUAGCGAAGAUCCCAAUAAAUGGUCGUUGGAUAGAUUGAGUGAAAGUUUUCCAGCAUCUAGAGAAACUAUAACAAAAAUUUUGCGUAGCAAAUGGUUACCCAAGUCUGUAGAAGCAAUUCGGAACCAUGAUGUACAAGUUUUGAACAACUGGAAACUACUUAAGGUUGAAAAACUUGCAGUCAAUUCUAAAUUACAUAAACAUCUAAUGAAAUUUAGAAAUCGAAAUAUUAAAAUAAUGGAUCAGGAAGUAAUGGAAAAAAUGAUUACAGUCAAUUCAGUGUAUUCAAAUCGAAUUAGUAACAUGUUCUCUAAUAUUAUUCAGGGUUAUAUUAAUUCUAACUCAUUCCAUAAGAAGUCUAAUGAAGUGGAGAAAAUGUACAAUCAAUCCAUAGGUAAAAAACACAAACAGUUUCCUUUAGGAAUUCUUGAUGAUAAGAUCAUUCUUUCUGGCAAACAUUCUCAGGAAACGACAUAUGACAUGUUUCUCAAAAAAUAUGUUGAGAAUAUUGAUAUGGAUAUAAUAACACCGGUUGAUCAAGUUAUUGUGAAUGAAAACAAACAACAAAAUUCUGAAGCCUAUAAAUCUCAAUCUCUUGUACUAGAGAGUAAAAGUAUCAUGGGUAAUUUUAAACAGCUUGGUGCAACUAAAGAAAAAACACAUGAAGUUUUAUUUGCUGAGAAUAUCAAGCAAGAACCUUUUUGCACAAUAAUUUCAAUUAUGAGUAAUGGAAAUAGCAUGGAAACUGGAGUCAUCACACGUCAGAAAAAAGUCAGUACAACACCUGACGAUUACCUUGAGUUUAUAAAAAUCCCUCACAAAAGUUACAAACCAAAAGCAGUGUAUAGGAUUCAGGACAGGUACUAUGAUAAUGAUGGAGAAUUCCUCUAUAGGGUACCAGGAAUUUUAUCAUGAUUGAAUCCAUUGUUCAAUAACAGUCUUAAAAAGUGUUUUCAAGUGUGAAAAUUAUUCAAAAUAUUGAUUAAAAAUUUUGGCAGUGGUAUUAAGAUCUUUUCUCGGAAGCUUUGAAAAAUAAUUUUCCACAAUAUUGGUUUAUUUUAUAUUUUCAAUCUCAAGUAAACUUAUUUCGACACUAUAUUAGUUGAAAAACUAUAAUAUAUAUGUAUAUAUAUAUAUAUAUAUAUAUAUUAUAGUAUAUACUAUAUAUAGUUGAAAACUAUAUUCUUAAUACAAUAAUCGUAUAAAUGUAACACAAUGUAUCUUCAUUUAUAGUGAUUGGAAAGGAUGAAAUACUUCUUAUUGAUUACAAAUAACAAUUGAUGUACAGAAAGAUGUGUUGAUUGAUUGCGAAAAUUUUAAGAUAUCUAGCUCAUCAAGGGCAAAAAAAUUAAAUCGCGUCUAACACCGUUGUGUUUAUCACUAAGCUAGGUUCUAUGUCGUUUUAAUUUUUAUGCUCGUGCACAUGAUGAUUUGUAGGUUAUUCCAUUAUAAACUAUUUUAGGUGUUUAAGGCUUGUUUAAUUUUGUUUUGCUUUUGCUAUUAUACCUAAACUAUGAAGUAACCAAUGUAAAUUAAUAUUGCAUAUUUUUUUUCUUAUUAAAAAGUGUUUGUUUGCUUAUAAAAUAAUAGUGUAUUGAUACGUGCAAA